Molecule: messenger RNA, 2401 nt
Organism: Gastrolobium bilobum
Lineage: Eukaryota; Viridiplantae; Streptophyta; Magnoliopsida; Fabales; Fabaceae
Product: sodium/hydrogen exchanger 1
Exons: 14
Coding region: 657-2294 (545 amino acids)
Biological process (GO): regulation of stomatal closure; sodium ion transport; regulation of pH
Cellular component (GO): membrane
Molecular function (GO): sodium:proton antiporter activity
Source: RefSeq, a predicted model, not a curated record
UCUCUUCCACUGUGAUCACACAACUAUCUGUAACUAUUUUCUCUCAUUUUCUCAAACUCUUUAUUUUGUUUUUCUCUCUUUCUCAUCAUCUCGUUUUUCCAUUACAAUCACACAUCCAUUCUCUGAAAACUGAUCGGAAUCAUUAACGCACAGAGCUGGAAACAGAAAAGUUUUUCCAAUUUGCGAGGAAUUCGAACACAUGUUUGGUUGAUUGCUUUCUUUCUCUGUUCGAACUUGAAUUUUUAUCUGGAAGCUGAGUUACUACUCUCACAACAAUAUCAUUACAUGUUUUCUUUCUCCACAAUGCUCUUUCAUUAGCAUCUUACUGCCAAGCGUUUUAUGUUUCUACGUUUGUUGUGUCGCGUGACACGUUGACCUUAUGGUUAGAAAAUGAUCUUUUGAUGAAUCUCCACGUGUUUUGAAUCUGCUUUUUUUGUUUGUUUUUGUUUUGUUUUUUGUGUUUUUGUAUUUUUGUUUUUUUGGUGUUUAUGUGCUUCUGAAGAAGAUAAACAUGUUGUCAUGUAGGUCGAUCGGUGUUGGCUUUUUGUUUUCGUUGCAGAGGAUUUGGUUUGUAAAGUGAUGUUGAACUUUGUGAAACAAGAAUAAUCUGAAUUUCAUUGCAAUUAAACUGGUUCUGCGAUUGAGGGUUAAAAAAAAUGGCUGUUGAAUUAAGUCAUGUGCUUUCCAAACUGGAAAUGCUAUCCACUUCAGAUUAUGCAUCGGUAGUGUCCAUGAACCUAUUUGUGGCACUCCUGUGUGCUUGUAUUGUCAUUGGCCAUCUUCUUGAGGAGAAUCGGUGGAUGAAUGAGUCUAUCACUGCCCUUUUGAUAGGUCUUUGCACUGGUGUAGUUAUUUUGAUGUUUAGUGGUGGUAAAAGCUCGCAUCUUCUUGUGUUCAGUGAAGAUCUUUUCUUUAUAUACCUACUGCCACCGAUCAUAUUCAAUGCCGGGUUUCAAGUGAAAAAGAAGCAGUUUUUUGUUAACUUCAUCACCAUCAUUCUGUUUGGUGUUGUUGGUACAUUAAUAAGUUGUACCAUCAUAACUUUGGGCGUCACGCAAAUUUUUAAGAGGAUGCAUAUUGGUUCACUGGAGAUAAAGGAUUAUCUGGCAAUUGGUGCAAUAUUUGCUGCGACAGAUUCGGUUUGCACGUUGCAGGUGCUCAACCAGGAUGAGACACCUUUACUUUACAGUCUUGUAUUUGGCGAGGGUGUUGUGAAUGAUGCUACCUCAGUGGUGCUUUUCAAUGCAAUCAAUAGUUUUGACCUCAAGCAACUAGACCACAGAAUUGCUUUGCAUGUUUUGGGCAACUUCCUUUAUCUGUUUACCGCGAGCACUGUGCUUGGAGUUUUGGCUGGUCUACUUAGUGCUUACAUUAUUAAAAAGCUGUAUUUUGGCAGGCACUCCACAGAUCGCGAGGUUGCUCUUAUGAUGCUAAUGGCAUACUUAUCCUACAUGCUGGCUGAAUUGUGGUAUCUGAGUGGCAUUCUCACCGUAUUCUUUUGUGGGAUUGUUAUGUCUCAUUAUACUUGGCAUAACGUGACCGAGAGCUCAAGAAUCACUACCAAACAUGCUUUUGCAACCUUGUCAUUUGUUGCUGAGACCUUUAUCUUCCUUUAUGUUGGUAUGGAUGCCUUGGACAUUGACAAAUGGAGGUUUGUUAGUGAUAGCCCUGGAAUAUCUGUUGCUGUGAGUUCAAUAUUACUGGGUCUAAUACUUGCUGGAAGAGCAGCAUUUAUUUUCCCCUUAUCCUUCUUAUCCAACCUGAUUAAAAAGUCGUCAAAUGAGAAAAUAAGCCUCAGGCAACAGGUGAUCAUUUGGUGGGCUGGUCUUAUGAGAGGUGCUGUUUCCAUGGCACUUGCCUAUAAUCAGUUCACCUUGUCGGGGCAUACUGAACUGCGAUCCAGUGCCAUCAUGAUCACCAGCACUAUCACUGUCGUGCUUGUCAGCACAGUGGUGUUUGGUUUGGUGACUCAGCCACUCAUAAGGUAUUUGCUGCCUCAAGGUCCACCUCCUAAACGCAAAAACAGCAUGUCAAACUUAGAGUCAUCUUCCCCAAAAUCAAUCACUGUGCCUUUUCUUGGAGAUGCGCAAGAAUCUGAAGCUGAUCUCGAUGGCAAUGAAAUUUCUCAUCCAAGCAGCAUCCGUGACCUGCUUACCACUCCAACACACACUGUUCAUCACUUAUGGCGUAAGUUUGAUAAUGCAUUUAUGCGUCCAGUAUUUGGAGGCAGGGGUUUUGUUCAGGUAGUUCCCGACUCGCCAGCUGAACGCAACGGUCCUCAUCAGUGGAAUUAAGAAGAAAGCAAAUAUAUAUGUAAAAUGUUUCUAAACUGUAAAUUUUAUGAAGAUCAACGCGUGCAUAAGAAUCACGUUAAGCUUAGUCGAGCUAUACGUUUUGCGUC